AUGGCACCUGGGAAACGUACAGGCGCUGCCAAAGGCUCGCGUCACAACAAAAAGUAUUGGAGAAAGGGAACGGACAUUACCGAUAUUGAGGAUGCGAUUCACGAUCGUUCUCAUCAAGCAGCGACGGGAGGAAUUGUGGAGGAUAUGAAGGACGAGGAAAUCUUUGUCGUCGAUCGUCUACCCACCUCCAAGAAGACGGAAGAACCCCAAAGAACGCGAAAACAGCAGGCGGCUCUGGAGAAAAUCACGAGAAACAUCACUCAAGAGCAAGUUUCCCUGCCGAAACCCACCGGAAAAGUGCUCAAAAAGCCGGCGAAACUGCCACGUGGCAAUGCGAUUCUGAAGUUGAAGGCUGGGGUGAAGAAAGUGGCUAAACGGCAGGAGAAGGAGCCGAAAUUCGACGUCUGGAGUACAGAUUUGACGCCGCGGAUUCCAAAAGAGAAGCUGGAUAAUCCGGAAGCGGUGGAGCACUUUUUGAAGGUUGUCAAAAAGAAGCAGCCGAAAACGCCGGGAAAAUCCAUCACGACACUGCUUCCGGCGGUUGAAGUGGCACAGGGAGGAGCGUCGUACAAUCCAGAAUCCUCGGAAUAUCAAGAAUACGUCACACGGAUCGCCGGUGAGGAGCAGAGGCUGAUUGAUUCGGAGGAGAAGACGAAGCGAGGAAUCGAGCCGCAGUGGGAGAAGGUAAGCACGAAACAACUGCACAAAGAGCUCGACGAGGAGGAGAAGCAACGCCACGUGGAAUCGGAGGCUCGCAAGAAGAAGAAGCUGUUGAAUAAGCUCACGAAACGACAGAAGCUCGGACGUGGCGCGUUUGUUGAGGCGGAGGAUCCGUUCUUGCUGAAAGAGGAGCUGACUGGCAAUUUGCGACAAAUCAAGCCGCAAGGACACGUGUUGGACGAUCGAAUGAAGAGUUUGCAGCGAAGAAACAUGCUUCCGAUCGGUGGAACGAAGGCGAAGAAGCUGAAGACGAGUCUCAAGUCGAAGGUUGUCGAGAAACGAUCCGUGAAGGAGGUCGUCAAAGGAAGUCGUGUGAUUUGA
Molecule: messenger RNA, 1041 nt
Organism: Caenorhabditis briggsae
Lineage: Eukaryota; Metazoa; Nematoda; Chromadorea; Rhabditida; Rhabditidae
Exons: 4
Coding region: 1-1041 (346 amino acids)
Biological process (GO): rRNA processing; ribosomal large subunit assembly
Cellular component (GO): nucleolus
Molecular function (GO): 5S rRNA binding
Source: RefSeq, a predicted model, not a curated record